Penicillium digitatum Pd1 is the source of this 609-nucleotide messenger RNA. RefSeq lists its product as uncharacterized. Lineage: Eukaryota; Fungi; Ascomycota; Eurotiomycetes; Eurotiales; Aspergillaceae. The record is from RefSeq and is a predicted model, not a curated record.
AUGGAAGGGGAGUAUUCACCAGGAUAUUCUCGUCCACAUUCAGCAGCUCCAGUUUCGUCUACUACCACUUCGAGUUUCCAUAUAGCAGCCAGUAAUUCCGCAGCGUAUCUUCCAACCCACGGAGACGGCAACGAGACAGUCCGAGACAGCCCUGGGCUUUCUGCCAAGGAAAUUGCUACACCAACAAUGCAGUCCCGGUCUUUUGGCAUGAUAGACGAGCAUACUGUAGCCUGGAUGGGCAGCACAUUGAACAUGCAUGAAAACGCCGAUCCAAUACCACAAGAGCCCACGGACGUGAUUGAUGAGCGAGCUAUUGCUUGGAUGGGCAGCACAUUGAACAUGCAUGAAAACGCCGAUCCAAUACCACAAGAGCCCAUGGACGCGAUUGAUGAGCGAACCAUUGCUUGGAUGGGCAGCACAUUGAAUAUGCAUGAAAAGGCAGAUCUAAUACCACAAGAAUCUAUGGACAUGCUUCAGAAUCGAGGUAUUUUCGGACCAGAUGGCGCAGUGGAGCCAUUCGCGGUUGAGCAUCGAGAUCCCCAAUCCCAAACUUCCAUUGAAACACCAAACAUAUCGUCACAAUACCAAUGGCCUAUCGUCGUGAAAUGA